Molecule: messenger RNA, 3314 nt
Organism: Papaver somniferum (opium poppy)
Lineage: Eukaryota; Viridiplantae; Streptophyta; Magnoliopsida; Ranunculales; Papaveraceae
Product: probable inactive ATP-dependent zinc metalloprotease FTSHI 1, chloroplastic
Exons: 15
Coding region: 165-3017 (950 amino acids)
Biological process (GO): proteolysis
Cellular component (GO): chloroplast thylakoid
Molecular function (GO): ATP-dependent peptidase activity; ATP hydrolysis activity; metalloendopeptidase activity
Source: RefSeq, a predicted model, not a curated record
UUUUUACAGAUAAACCAAAGAAAACUCAUUCCAGAUAACUUAUCAGGCAUUACUGUUUGCGAAUGGUAACAAAGAGAUAUGUUAGUACUUGGUAGGUUUGAGUUUCCAUUUUGGUUCUACUGAGACUGGCUCAGCAAAACUAAUCAACAGCUUGUUCUGUCACAAUGAAUGCAAGCGAGUGUUCGUUGUCAACUAGGGUUUUGUAUCCUCAAUGCAACAUAAACCGGCCAAGAACAAAUAUAAGUUCAAUUUCAUUUCCAAAUCAAUCAAAACAGUUUCAUUUCAUUAGAAGAAAACAUCCUCUUUUGCUUCGUUCAUUCGGUGUUAUUCGUAAUGCAAGCUCAGAAACACCUUCUGAAUCUGAUACUACUAGUAAACCUAGUGGGGACGAUUUUAUAACUAGGGUUUUGAAAGAAAACCCUAGCUUAGUAGAACCCAAGUAUUUAGUAGGGAAUAAACUUUAUACUUUGAGAGAAAAAGAAAUAUUGAGUAAUAAAGUUCCUAAUGAAGGGAUUUUGGAAAUUGCAAAACAGUUUUGUGUGAAAUUAGGAUUUAAAAAAGAUGAAAUGGGUGAUGGGAACCAACAAUUUUCUGAUUCUGUGUAUUUAAAAGAUUUAUUAAGGGAAUAUAAAGGGAAACUUUAUGUUCCUGAAGAUGUUUUUCAUGAGAAUUUAUCUGAAGAAGAGGAGUUCAAAAGGGAUUUAGAGAAUUUGCCGCAAAUGAGUUUUGAAGAAUUUCAAAAGGUUUUUAAGACUGGUAAAGUGAAGCUACUGACUUCAAAGGCUGAUUCAGGAAUUUCGUAUAAGUAUGCAUAUAAAGAUUUUAUUGUGGACUUGAAGGAAAUUCCGGGUGAUAAAAAUUUGCAGAGAACAAGAUGGGCAAUGAGGUUAAACGAGAAUGAAGCGAAAUCUGUCUUUGAGCAAUUCAAAGGCCCACAAUAUGAAAUUGAGCAGCAUUUGACAUCAUACACAGGAAGGCUACCCGAGUACCCUCACCCUGUAGCCUCUUCCAUAUCUAGCAGAAUGAUGGUGGAGCUAGGGAUGCUAACAGCUGUCAUGGCUACUGCGGCGACUAUUGUUGGAGGCUUCCUGGCAUCAGCUGUAUUUGCCGUCACGAGUUUUCUAUUUUUCAUGGCUGUAUAUGUUUUCUGGCCCCUAGCAAAACCAAUUCUAAAACUUUCCAUAGGCCUCAUAUCUGCCGUUGGAGAAAGAAUCUGGGAUAAUGUUAUUGAUACUGUUAGUGAAGGAGGGAUUUUCUCAAAAUUAUCUGAAUUCUAUACUUUUGGCGGCCUGUCUUCCAGUCUUGAAAUGAUGAAACCAAUCUCAUUGGUCUUUUUGACCAUGGCUCUUCUUAUCCGCUUUACUCUCUCACGGAGACCAAAGAACUUCAAAAAAUGGGAUAUAUGGCAAGGAAUUGAAUUUGGACAAUCCAAACCACAGGCUCGUGUUGAUGGUUCAACAGGAGUCAGUUUUAAUGAUGUAGCGGGGAUCGAAGAAGCAGUAGAGGAACUCCAAGAGUUGGUGAGAUACUUGAAAAAUCCGGAUCUAUUCGAUAAACUGAAUAUUAAACCUCCUCAUGGGGUUCUUCUAGAGGGGCCUCCAGGAUGCGGAAAGACCUUGGUGGCUAAAGCCAUUGCUGGUGAGGCUGGUGUUCCAUUUUACCAAAUGGCUGGGUCAGAGUUUGUUGAAGUGCUAGUUGGUGUUGGUUCUGCCCGUAUACGUGAUCUUUUUAAGCGAGCCAAGGUCAACAAACCAUCAGUUAUUUUUAUUGAUGAAAUUGAUGCAUUGGCGACUAGGCGUGAAGGGAUUUUUAGCGGAGGCACCACUUCCCAGUAUAAUGCAGCCACUCAGGAGAGGGAAACUACACUGAACCAGCUUCUUAUAGAACUUGACGGGUUCGAUACUGGCAAAGGUGUUAUUUUCUUAGGAGCUACAAACCGUAUGGAUUUGCUAGAUCCUGCUCUUCUUCGUCCGGGUCGAUUUGACCGCAAGAUACGAAUCCGUCCUCCAGGGGCUAAAGGCCGUCUAGAUAUCUUGAAAGUUCAUGCUGGCAAGGUGAAAAUGAAUGCUAGUGUCGAUCUGACUAGUUAUGCUCAGAACUUACCUGGAUGGACCGGUGCAAAACUGGCGCAGUUACUUCAGGAGGCUGCUUUAGUAGCAGUUCGGAAAGGGCAUCAAUCAAUUCUUCAGUCAGACAUGGAUGAUGCAGUUGACCGACUCACCGUGGGUCCCAAGCGUGUUGGAAUUGAAUUGGGUCAUCAGGGUCAAUGCCGUAGAGCAACUACUGAGGUUGGAGCUGCUAUGACAUCUCAUCUUCUGAGGCGGCUCCACGAUGCAAACAUCGAGUUCUGUGAACGCAUAUCUAUCCAUCCACGCAGCGAGAGAUUCUCUCAAAUUGUGUUUCACCGUUUGGAUGACGAGGCAUACAUGUUUGAACGACGGCCUCAGUUGUUGCAACGCCUUCAGGUGUUGCUUGGUGGGAGAGCUGCAGAAGAGAUAAUUUAUGGACGAGAUACAUCUAAGGCAUCUGUUAGCUACCUUGCAGAUGCUAAUUGGCUCGCUCGUAAAAUCUUAACCAUAUGGAAUUUGGAGGAACCAAUGACUGUUCAUGGGGAACCACCUCCUUGGAGGAGAAGUGUCAGCUUUGUGGGGCCUAGAAUGGACUUUGAAGGUUCGCUUUAUGAUGAUUAUGACCUUAUUGAACCGCCAAUUAACUUCAAGUUGGAUGAUGACGUUGCUAAAAGAACUGAAGAGCUAAUACGUGACAUGUACGAAAAAACAAUCUCUCUGCUCAGGAGUCACCAUGCAGCUCUUCUCAAAACCGUGAGGGUUCUUUUGGAUAAUAUGGAGAUCAGUGGAGACGAAAUUGAGUAUAUCCUUGAUAAUUACCCAGCAGAAACACCCUUAAAACUGCUUCUAGAGGAGGAGAAUCCAGGAACUUUGCCGUUUUCUGAGACAGAAAAUGGUCUGGAUUUAGAGUUGUCCUUCCUAGUCCCAUCAGAAGUGGAGAUCUCAUAAUACAGGUGGCUUGUGCUUCCCUGCCUAACUUAUGGUAUAGAGAGAUUGUGCUUCCUAGGAGGUCAGCAUGUAUGGAUUAGCCCAGCUUAGACUAGUGGGCGUGGGAAACCCUCAGGUGAGGCGGACUGGUCAGGAAGGCACAAAAGAGUGUUAUCAACCAGCAAUUUUGUAGUCUCAUAUGCUGAUGGUGUAUAUUAUUUCUUUAAUCUACAGAAUCAUUUGGUAUGAAAGUUGAAAAGGAUCCCUAUACAAAAGGUGUAAUAGAGUUGAAAAAUCAUUUCUUUGCCGGUGUUUCAA